AAUGGUCAGUUAAUGUUUUCAUCGUCAUAGUUUUACAAUAUUUUGGCGCUCAAUAAUUUCACAGACUAAAAGGUAGGAAAGAUGCCACACAGUCGGUGAAGUCACUAGUGAUCCAGGCCUAGUAACUAGUCGCAGUAGGUAACUCAACUCCAGUCUGAUGUCAUAAAUAGUAACUGAAGCCCUGAACUACAGAAAGCAUCUGAACCGCCUCUACCGGGAGGAGAGAGAGAGAAGAGAGAGAGAGAGAGAGAGAGAAGAAAAACAUGGCGAACUUUCCUCUGGAAUAACUGUUUUCUGAAGAGCUGCUGAGCGUUUCUGCAAGCACCGUGCAUGAAUUCAUUUCUGCAUCAGCACGCGAUCUGAAUCUGAAGACGGUUUAGUCCGGGAAACGAGGCUUUUUUCUCAUGGAUUCGGAGCGUGUGAAGUAUCAUGGGAUGAAAGUUUGAAACAGUUGGAUACAAAAGUAGGACAGGAUGGAGAAACAAGGAACAAGACGCGAAAAGUUUGGUCUGUUUGGACCACGAGCGCUGGGCAGGGCCGUGCACGCCGCUGCCGCCGAUGGCCCGGGCCUCAGCAAGGCAGAGUUCAUGGAGAAGGUGCGGCAAAGCAACGAGGCCUGCCAGCUGGGAGACUUCCAGACGGCCGUGAAGCUGUACGGCGAGGCCCUGCGCGCCGACCCACAGAACUGCAUCCUGUACAGCAACCGCUCGGCCGCCCACCUCAAACUGGGCCAGUACCAGACUGCCCUGGACGACGCAGUCAAAGCCCGCCUCCUUAACCCUAAAUGGCCGAAGGCAUACUUCCGACAGGGUGUUGCCCUUCAGUACCUGGGGCGCCAUGCGGACGCCCUGGCCGCCUUCGCCUCGGGACUGGCGCAGGACCCCAAGAGCCUGCAGCUGCUGGUGGGAAUGGUGGAAGCCGCCAUGAAGUCCCCGCUAAGAGAAUCCCUGGAGCCGACCUACCAGCAGCUGCAGAAGAUGAAGCUGGACAAGAGUCCGUUUGUGGUGGUGUCUGUGAUUGGUCAGGAGCUGCUGACCGCCUCCCAUCACGGCGCGUCUGUGGUGGUCCUGGAGGCGGCGCUGAAGAUCGGCACCUGCAGCCUCAAGCUGCGCGGCUCUGUUUUCUCGGCCCUCAGCAGCGCUUACUGGUCAUUGGGCAACACGGAGAAGAGCACCGCCUACAUGCAACAAGACCUGGAGGUGGCCAAAACUUUAGGUGACCAGACGGGCGAAUGCCGCGCUCACGGGAACCUGGGGUCGGCCUUCUUCUCCAAGGGGAAUUAUCGCGAGGCACUGAGCAACCACAGACACCAGCUCGUCCUGGCCAUGAAACUCAAGGACAGAGAGGCGGCGUCUUCAGCCCUCAGCAGCUUGGGUCAUGUGUACACGGCCAUCGGAGACUAUCCCAACGCCUUGGCCAGCCACAAGCAGUGCGUCCUGCUGGCCAAACAGUCCAAGGAUCAGCUCUCUGAGGCUCGAGAGCUGGGCAACAUGGGAGCCGUCUACAUCGCCAUGGGUGACUUCGAUAAUGCCGUGCAGUGCCACGAACAGCACCUGAGCAUCGCCAAGAGCCUCGGCAACAAGCGUGAGGAGGCACGUGCCUACAGCAACCUGGGAAGCGCGUACCACUACCGCCGCAACUUCGACAAGGCCAUGUCCUACCACACACACGUGCUGGAGCUCGCACAGGAGCUCGAGGAGAAGAGCAUCGAAAUGAGGGCGUACGCGGGGCUGGGACACGCCGCCCGAUGCAUGCAGGAUCUGGAGAGAGCAAAGCAGUAUCACGAACAACAGCUCAGCAUCGCAGAAGGCCUGAAGGACCGCGCCGCCGAGGGCAGGGCUUCGUCGAACCUGGGAAUCAUUCACCAGAUGAAAGGGGACUACGAGACCGCUCUGAAGCUGCACAAGGCUCAUCUAUCCAUUGCCCAGGAGCUAAACGACUACGCCGCCCAGGGCAGGGCGUACGGAAACAUGGGCAACGCUUACAACGCCCUCGGUGCCUUCGACCAGGCCGUGCGCUACCACCGACAAGAGCUGCAGAUUUCCAUGGAGGUUAACGAUCGUGCCUCGCAGGCUUCGACGCAUGGGAACCUGGCGGUGGCAUACCAGGCUCUGGGGGCGCAUGAUCGGGCCUUGCAACAUUACCAGAAUCAUCUGAACAUUGCCCGAGAGUUGAGGGACAUCCAGAGUGAGGCUCGUGCCUUGGGCAACUUGGGUAAUUUCCACUGCUCUCGGGGAGAGUUUCCGCAAGCCGUACCCUACUAUGAACAGUACCUACGGCUUUCCCCGGACUUGCAGGAUAUGGAGAGUGAAGGUAAGGUCUGUCACAACUUGGGAUACGCACACUACUGUCUGGGAAACUUUCAGGAGGCAGUGAAGUACUACGAACAAGAUCUGGCACUUGCUAAGGACCUCCACGACAAGUUGAGUCAAGCCAAAGCCUACUGUAAUCUGGGCCUGGCCUUUAAGGCUCUUGGCGACUACAGCAAGGCGGAGGAGUGCCAGAAGUACCUUCUUUCCUUGGCGCAGUCACUGAACAAUUCGCAAGCUCGAUUCCGCGCCUUGGGCAACCUGGGAGACAUCUUCCUUUGCAAGAAGGACGUUCCCGGAGCCGUCAAGUUUUAUGAGCAGCAGUUGUCCUUGGCGCACCAAGUCAAGGAUCGCAAGAUGGAGGCGAACGCCUACGCCGCAUUGGGAGCCGCUUACCGGAUGCUACAGAAGUUUGACAAGGCCUUAGGGUACCACACCCAGGAACUGGAGGUGUACCAGGAGCAGGGUGACAUCCAGGGAGAGUGCCAGGCUCAUGGACACCUCGCCGCCGUCUACAUGUCUCUUGGAAAGUACACCAUGGCCUUUAAAUGCUACGAGGAACAGCUUGAGCUCGGCCAGCGACUGAAGGAUCCCAGCGUUGAGGCCCAGGUUUACGGGAACAUGGGCAUUACGAAAAUGAACAUGGGAGUAAUGGAGGAGGCCAUUGGCUAUUUUGAGCAACAGUUGGCGAUGUUGCAGCAGCUCAGUGGCAAUGAGGCCGUGCUGGACCGUGGUCGUGCUUAUGGGAACUUGGGAGACUGCUAUGACUCGCUGGGAGAUUUUGAAGAGGCAAUUAAGUAUUAUGACCAGUAUCUCUCCGUGGCACAGAGCCUCAACCAUAUGCAGGACCAGGAGAAGGCAUACAGAGGUCUUGGUAAUGGACACAGGGCGAUGGGGAAUCUUCAGCAGUCUCUGGUGUGUUUUGAGAAGCGGUUGGUGGUGGCGCAUGAGCUGGGCGAGUGUGGAGGAAAAGCUCAGGCGUAUGGAGAACUGGGCAGCUUGCACAGCCAGCUGGGUAACUACGAGCAGGCCAUCUCCUGCCUGGAGCGGCAGCUCGCCAUCGCCCGCGACACCCAAGAUCGAUUGCUGGAGGGCGACGCCAGCUGCGGCCUUGGUGCCGUGUACCAGCUGAUGGGCGAACACGACACAGCCCUUCAGUUUCACCAGCUGGACCUCCAGAUCGCGGAGGACACGGGCAGCGCCAGCUGUCAGGGACGGGCCUACGGGAACCUGGGACUCACUUACGAGUCGCUGGGUAAUUUCGAGCGUGCUGUGGUGUAUCAGGAGCAGCACCUGAGCAUCGCGGCGCAGACCAACGACCUGGUGGCCAAAACUCUGGCCUACAGCAGCCUGGGACGAACACAUCACGCUCUGCAGAACUACUCGCAGUCCGUCAUGUACCUGCAGGAGGGUCUGCGUCUCGCGGAGCAGCUGGGCCGUCGGGAGGAUGAGGCCAAGAUCCGACACCGUCUGGGGCUCUCGCUGUGGGCCAGCGGCAAUCUGGAGGAAUCCCAGCACCAGCUGUACCGUGCGUCGGCUCUGUUCGAGACCAUUCGUCAUGAAGCGCAGCACAGCACCGACUACAAGCUCUCCCUGUUCGACCUGCAGACCUCCUCGUACCAGGCUCUCCAGAGGGUCCUCGUCAGCCUCGGUCACCAUGAUGAAGCUCUGGCCGUGGCGGAGCGCGGACGCACUCGGGCCUUUGCCGACCUGCUGGUGGAGAGACAGACGGGCCAGCAGGACUCUGACCCCUACACGCCCGUGACCGUGGAGCACAUCCUGGACACUGUGAACGGGCAGCGGGCGCUGGUGCUCUACUUCUCUCUGGCGGCAGGAUACCUGUACAGCUGGCUCCUGGCCCCGGCUCCGGGUAUCCUGAAGUUUCAUGAGGUGUAUCUGGGCGAGGGUGCGUCGGAUGUCAGUACGUCAGACUUCCAGGAGGGUGGUGGCGGGUCUGUGCCCGCGGGUGGUGGCUGUGGAGGCUCGUCUCUGGAGCAGCACAUCAGUAAUGCACGGGAAGCUCUGGGUGUGGACUCAUACUACAGCAGAGCCUGUUCCAGCAGCGAGACGGAGAGCGAAGCUGGAGACCUUUUGGACCAGCAGUUUGAAGAACUCAAUAAUAAACUCAACUCAGUGACCGACCCGACCGGCUUCUUGAGGAUGGUUUCCAGAAACAACCUCUUCAACAGGAGCUGUCAGAGUAUGACGAGUCUCUUCAGUAACACGGUGUCUCCGGUGAAGGAGGGCUCCUCGUCUCUGCCCCGCCGCGCCAGUGCGCUCAGCAAACCCCCGCUGCGAGCCCUUUACGACCUGCUCAUCGCCCCGAUGGAGGGGGGUCUGAUGCACUCCAGCGGCCCGGUCGGCAGACACAGACAGCUGGUUCUGGUUCUGGAGGGCGAGUUGUAUCUCAUCCCGUUUGCUCUGCUGAAGGGAAGCUCGUCUAAUGAGUAUCUGUACGAGCGGUUCAGUCUCAUCGCCGUACCGUCCAUCGGCAGUCUGGGGAGCACGGCUAAAGUUCACCCUCGGCGGACCGGUCCAGUUCUGUGUAAUGGAGGAAGCUCCAUGGCUGCAGUGGUGGGGAAUCCUCGGCUGCCGCCGUCGGUGAUGGACCGCUGGCUCUGGGGCCCGAUGCCCACGGCUGAGGAGGAGGCUCACAUGGUGGCCGAUCUCCUGGGCUGCCAGCCACUGGCCGGUCCCGCCGCCACCAAGGAGCGGGUCAUGAGUGCUCUGACGCAGGCCGAGUGCGCUCACUUCGCCACGCACAUCUCCUGGAAGCUGGCGGCUCUGGUCCUCACGCCCAGCCAGGACACCGGCUCUGGACCGGUGGCGGCGGCUCCCAGCGGAGGAGCGGGAGGUGGAGAGAGCGGAGUCAAAUCCAACUACACCAUCCCAGAGAGUCUGCGCGUGCCGGAUGACGCCAGCGAUGCUGAAAGCAUCUGUGACAGCCCGCCGCUGCAGGAGUUCCUGCUCACUGCAGCCGACAUCCUCGACCUCAGGCUGCCCACAAAACUAGUCGUGCUGGGCUCGUACCAGGAGUCGGACAGUAAAGUAACGGCAGACGGUGUGGUGGGUCUGACCAGGGCUUUCCUGGCGGCUGGAGCUCAGUGUGUGCUGGUGUCUUUGUGGCCGGUUCCCGUCGCAGCCUCCAAGAUGUUCGUCCACGCGUUCUACAGCGCUCUGCUCAACGGCACCAAAGCCAGCGCGGCCCUCGCGGACGCCAUGAAGACCGUCCAGAGCAGCAAACAGUUCUCACACCCCUCCAACUGGGCAGGCUUCAUGCUGAUUGGCAGUGACGUGAAACUGAACAGCCCGUCGUCUCUGAUUGGUCAGGCUCUGGCUGAGAUCCUGCAGUAUCCAGACAAAGCCAGAGAUGCCCUGAGGGUCCUGCUACACCUGGUGGAGAAAUCUCUCCAGCGCAUUCAGAACGGCCAGAGGAACUCCAUGUACACGUCUCAGCAGAGUGUGGAGAAUAAGGUGGGCGGCGUGCCUGGCUGGCAGGCUCUGCUGACUGCGGUGGGAUUCAGGCUGGACUCGGCUGGAACGGGCCUCCCCGCGGCGGUCUUCUUUCCCACCACUGACCCCGGAGACCGACUGCAGCAAUGCAGCACCACCCUACAGUCACUGCUGGGUUUGCCUCCUCCUGCUCUGCAGGCGUUGUGUAAACUGAUCACAGCGUCAGAAACCGGAGAACAGCUGAUCAACCGGGCUGUUAAAAAUGUAGUGGGAAUGCUCCAUCAGGUUUUGGUGCAGCUUCAGUCUGGAGAGAAGGAGCAGGAUUUCUCUCUCGCGCCCAUCCAGGUGUCCAUCAGCGUGCAGCUCUGGAGACUUCCUGGCUGCCAUGAGUUCCUGGCCGCUCUGGGGUUUGACCUGUGUGAGGUCGGUCAGGAGGAGGUGGUGUUGAAGACGGGCAAACAGGCCAACCGUCGCACCAUGCACUUUGCCCUGCAAUCACUGCUGGCACUGUUUGACUCUACUGAGCUGCCGAAGCGUUUAAGUCUGGACAGUUCAUCGUCUCUGGAGUCUCUGGCUUCAGCACAGUCUGUGUCCCACCAGCUGCCUAUGGGCUACCCCAACCCUCCCUUCUCCCCUCCAUGUCCCGACAGCCUAGCCUCCGACGCCAUCUCCGUCUACAGCCUGAGCUCCAUCGCCUCUUCCAUGAGCUUCCUAUCCCGUCCCGAAGGCACGUCCGACUUCAUCAGCCAGCGCUCGCGGCAGCAGGAACUAGAGCGCCAUCGGGGCGGAGCCGGGCUGUUCGCAUCCCACCGGCACACGGCGGUGCCCCGCAGCCGCUCGUCCCCGCAUGGAGCCGUAGGAGGCCAUGAUGAUGAAGAGUAUGAAGGAUACAGUAUAAUCAGCAGCGAGCCGUUGGGUAGUCAAUGCGACACGCUCCCUCGUCCCGCAAACCACAGGAACCAUCGGGGCGCUGCGCGCGGUGGGACCGGCAGGGGUUACGCGGUGUCCGUGUCCUCCAGGGGAAGCGUCAGUACCCCGACGUCUCCGGUCAAAGCCACCCUGGUUCCCAGCCCCAACUCGCCCUUCCAGAAGGUCGGGAAGGUGAGCAGCUCAGACACAGGCGAGUCCGAUCAAUCCAGCACAGAGACAGACAGCACUGUGAAGUCCCAAGAGGAGCGUACGCCCGGAGCUGCUCUGGACCCACAGGAACUGGCGCAGAAGAUCCUGGAAGAAACGCAAAGCCACAUGCGGGCCGUCGAGACUUUGCAGAGAAGCACUGGGAGCAUCCCGCCGGGUGACGGGAUGGGCGGUGGAGGCCCUCCGACCCCAACCGGAGGUUCUGCUUUCCGUUCCUCGGAGACGAGCGCGUUCAGUCGCCCUAGUAGCCGGGCGAGCAUCAAGGCGCAGUCGUCUCCGCUCCCGACGCGCCCCAAACCGCCCUCCCGUACGUCGUCCCUACAGAAGAUCAGCUCGGGAUACAACAGCCCCGCUACGUCCGAGACGUCCCUAAAGGAAGGCAGCCAACCAUCGCCGACUUCCGACAGUCAUGCCCAGUUUAAACUCAAGUAUCCCAGCUCGCCCUACAGCGGCCACAUCUCCCGCUCGCCCAGCAACAUCUCGCCCAGCUCGGGCCACCAGUCUCCGGCCGGCAGCGCACCCUCCCCGGCAUUGUCCUACUCCUCGACGGGCUCGACGCGCUCCAGUCCGGCAGACGCCCCGGAUAUCGACCGACUCAAAUUGGCCGCUAUUGACGAAAAAGUCCAAGCGAUCCACAAUCUCAAGACCUUCUGGGCCAGCGCCACCCAACAGCAGCACUCGGGACCAAUGCGGGCGCUCCGCGGCGGGAAACUGAGCACCGCCAAACGAGACGUCCUGGGCCUUCUGAACCUCUCGCCCCGACACGGCGUGACGGGACAGGAUAUGCCCAGCCAGGAUGUGGCGCUCGAGCACAGAAAUCCACCCAACGGACAUCGGAAGAUCGAUCCCAAGAGAGUCGUGCCUUCUCCGACGGCUUCCACUGGCAGCAGUCCGGGUUCGCAUUCCAUCCGACUGCCUUCGGGGAAUGGAUACAAGUUCCUGUCGCCGGGACGGUUCUUCCCUUCGUCUAAAUGUUGAGAUUCUGUCCCUCAGUGACUGGCUUCUCUUGAUAAAGAAGUAUUUUGAGUAUUUAUGACUCUUGAAAACAGUGAAAAGGACAGUCUGGGUGAGGAAGUGCACAUUCCCAGAAGCCUCAAACUGCCUACUGUUUUAUUUUCCCGUGCAGAGAGCAUAUAAUCCUUAUGCUUCCACCUACACUGUAAAGGACCGUUUAUAUAUGCAGACUGAUCUUAGACUUGCGCAAGGCAUGUCAGACAAAAAAAGAAAAAAAAAAGAAAAAAAAGAAGAGAUUAUACCAAAAUGGUAUUUCAACAAAAAGACAAAAAGGCUCGCUGUUUGUGUUAGUGAAGAUGAUGCGGCUUUGACUGGUUUUCUUUUGUUUUUUCCGUUUUUCUUUUUUUUUAAUAUAAUUAUUGUUAUUGUUAUUAUUAUUGUUAUGGAUGGUAAUUGUUAUUACAGUUAUUUGUUUUGUAAAUUAAAUCAACGUUUUGCAAUCAGUAUUAUACGUUUUUAUAUUGUUAAAGAAGCAAACCAUGCACAAAAAAAGUUGAAAAAACAUUUUCAUAUUUUUAUUGAGAUGGUGACGACGCACCUGACCUGACUUCUGUGUGAAUUGAGUGUCAGUAUUACAGCAUGGGUUCUCUUGCUCUCCAGUGAUUCAGUGUCUUUUUAACAGAGAUUUUGCAUAUGUGGACUCUCAUCCAGACAUAUCUCAGUCAUUUCUCAGUAAAAUGGUCUCAAUAAAAAGUUUAAUUUA
Messenger RNA from Onychostoma macrolepis, 8616 nucleotides. RefSeq names its product tetratricopeptide repeat domain 28 (gene ttc28). The transcript has 25 exons. Gene Ontology annotation, molecular function: protein binding. NCBI's taxonomy places the organism in Eukaryota, Metazoa, Chordata, Actinopteri, Cypriniformes, Cyprinidae. The record is from RefSeq and is a predicted model, not a curated record. The coding region runs from base 474 to 7877 and encodes 2467 amino acids.